AUGGCAUCAUACCGAUACAGGCCACUCCAGGCUGCAAUUCAAGAGAUCCGAUUUGUUCAUCUCUUGCCUGGGCUCUUUCAGGACUCCAUCAAGAUCCGCAUCGUCCACUCCCCGUUUCCCCUACAUCCAGCACCGAAAUCUAACUACCACAACCCUCAUGUCAAUAAUCUGAAGGCUUCGGUGCCCCGGCCGUGGUCGGUAGAAGAGACUGAACGUGGCAACCUCAUCUUGUUCAAUGUGGCUACUGGCGAGACACAUCCGAUCGACGUUCCCUCGGAUGGUACAUCAGAGGAAUCCCAGGAGUAUCAGCCACGAUAUGAAGCAUUGUCAUAUGUAUGGGGAACCGGCAACAUUUCCGAACUUGCCCAAGUGGAAUCUGAGCAUCGUCAAUCACACCAGGCCCCAACAACUAUCGGAGUUCGCCCCAAUCUCGCAUCAGCAUUGCGCCACCUCCGGUCUCCUAACGAGACUCGUGUCUUAUGGAUCGACGCCAUAUGCAUUAACCAAGAUGAUAUCACCGAGCGUAACGAACAGGUCAAGAGGAUGACCAACAUCUACGCCUUCGCGCAUCAAGUGGUAGCCUGGCUUGGUGAAGAAGCAGAUGACAGCAAACAUGCCCUCGCCACACUGCAGCAUGUUUCUCAGCAACUCGAGGCGACAAAGGCAGUUCGUGUAAUCGCCGCUCCUGGCGCCACGGAGCCUAGGCUAUGGAGGAACGACCACGCGCCACAAUUUGACCAGCAGACCUGGCAAGCGAUUAUACAGUUUGUUCAGCGCGAGUGGUUCUAUCGCCUCUGGUGCUGGCAGGAGAUCAAUCUCGCUGGUCGCGGCCACAUGCAGUGUGGGAGUGAUAAGAUGCAGUGGAACGACUUUUGGCUAGCCAUACUCUGUCUCAACAACAAAGAUACUUCACUUAACAUCAACUUUCGUGAACGAUGUCGACAUAUUGUCUUUCUGAAGUACGGUACAAGGAGUCACUCCAUGGCUAAUAUUCUUGAUAUCAGUCGUAGCAAAGGCUGUGUCAACCCCAGAGAUAAGAUAUACGGACUCUUGGGUAUUACGGCGUCAUACUUCAGCUCCAGAAUCACGGUUGAUUACCUGCGACCUCUCGAGGAUGUUUACAAAGAGGCAUUUUUGGCCCAUCUUGACGUUACAGAACGGCUAGAACUGCUAAAGCAUUGCGAUCUAACGAAUCGCCAAAUCGGGGGUCCAUCCUGGGUGCCCGACUGGUCCAGAACAGAACUUGCAGCGCCGCUCCUCAGCGAGCAACUCUCCUCUGGUAUAUCCCGAGCAUACUUUACACUCAAAGAGCCAGAUAUACUUGAGGUCAAGGGAAUUCAGCAUAUCAUGGUCAAAUCUAUCAAUUGUAUCGCAUCUAAGGUAGAAGAGGAGACGCUGCUUGCAGUCAAAGAUUGGUUCCAGGAUCUGCCAGCCGGCAAUUACUUUACUGGCGAAAGCAUGGAGACUGCCUUUGUACUGACACUCUGUAUGGAGCGCACACGAGAGCGACAUCCAUAUAAUCACAACAAAAGCAAUGCAGAAUGGGUUAAAACACUGCAUAAGAUGUUGAGUUUGACCGAAAACUCGCGGGACGAUCCGUUCUACUCUGAGAGGGAGACUGCAAACACGAUACAAAAGAUCCGUGGCCGUCGCUUUUUCACGACCGAAAAUGGCCUGAUUGGCACUGCACCAGCUUGUACUCAGAUCGGCGAUUCUAUAUGCCUUGUACUAGGAACCUACGCUCCCAUGGUUCUACGCCCAAUCUCUUCGGGAACAUUUCAAGUAGUCGGAGAAUGCUACGUCUACGGCCUCUCGGACGCAUUUGGCUUUCUUGGCCCAUUACCAUCGCACUGGAAGGCUAUCAUCAAGGGAGAUGCGCUGGGAAGGCCGCUUCAGCUGUUUAUGAACAUGACAAAUGGACAGGAGACAAUAGAUGACCCCCGGUUACCGUUACCGCCAGGUUGGGAACGAACAACAUACGAAAGGCUUCCCGAGGAUCCUGCUAUCUUUCAGAAAUUUCGGAAUUUGGAAACGGGUGAAGUCAUCAACUAUGAUCCAAGGUUGACGCCUGAAGAGUUGGAAGCUCGUGGUGUUAAACUACAAACAUUCAAGCUAAUCUGA
Messenger RNA from Fusarium sp. VM40, 2121 nucleotides. NCBI's taxonomy places the organism in Eukaryota, Fungi, Ascomycota, Sordariomycetes, Hypocreales, Nectriaceae. The record is from the annotation of a GenBank genome assembly.